This is a messenger RNA of Neocloeon triangulifer, 4755 nucleotides long. RefSeq lists its product as uncharacterized. The transcript has 25 exons. The record is from RefSeq and is a predicted model, not a curated record. Gene Ontology annotation, cellular component: membrane. NCBI's taxonomy places the organism in Eukaryota, Metazoa, Arthropoda, Insecta, Ephemeroptera, Baetidae. Gene Ontology annotation, biological process: sodium-independent organic anion transport; transmembrane transport. Bases 170 to 4393 code for a protein of 1407 amino acids. Gene Ontology annotation, molecular function: protein binding.
GCAAAUUAUUUAUCAGUGGCUGGAUGAAUUACGAUAGGGCACUGUCACUUAACAAAAGAGUAGAGGGGCCUUGGGUCGCUGGCGAGCAACAAUAAUUGACUUUGCAUCUAGUCCGUGGCCGGUUGCCCCAGCCGCUUCUCAGCCAUGACCCAUCGCAUCUAGUUUUGCCAUGGCCACCCCUGACCUGUCCAGGGUCUGCCCGGACCCCGAACUAGACCAGCCGGCGCCGCAGGACAAUUUGUUGAAUGACCAGUCAGUUGAUGACGAUCUGCUGGAAAAGGAGACGCAAUGCGGAAUCGGAUUUUUCCGGUUUCCCUGGCUGCAAAAAUUUGCCAGCAAAAAGGCCUACGUUUUAAUCUACGGCCUGAUCGGCUGUGCGCAAUUUGCUCUGGCCUCCUAUUUUGUGGGCACCAUCAGUACAAUGGAAAAACGCUUCCAAAUACCCAGCACCUUCUCGGGGUUGAUUAAUUCCUCGUGGGACAUCGGGUCGAUGUUCACCAAUUUGUCCGCGGCGUACUUGGGCAGGGCAAGUCACAAGACGCGCUGGGUCGCCUGGGGCACCGUCCUGGUCGGGAUCUCCUGCUAUAUGCGCCUCAUUCCUCACUGGCUCUACGGACCAGGAGAAAAUGCCCUUUUACUCACAAGGGAGUAUGGAACUGAGUUUCGACCUCUCAACGAAUCUGACACGUCAGGACCAAAGAUGACCCUCUGCGGAAACAACCACAUCGAAUUUGAAGAUUGUGAAAAUGCCAGUUCGGGCAACAUUUCCGCCUUCAUUUUCCUCGCUGCGCACGUUGUUCUCGGCAUUGGCAGUUCCGUUUACUACACGCUCGGCAUUUCCUACCUGGACGACAACGCCAAGAAAAACAAAGCGCCCGUCCUUCUCGCUGUAUGUCAGUGUUUACGAAUGAUUGGCCCCACACUGGGAUAUAUGUUAGCAUCUUACGCAUUAGAAAUGUACGUUGACCCGCUCUUAACCCCCGUCAUUACCACAAAAGACCCUCGUUGGGUCGGAGCUUGGUGGUUAGGAUGGGCGCCGUUUGGUACAGUUUGCUUAUGUUUGGCCGGGCUGGUUGCCAUGUUUCCUCGCAGCCUCCCAAGGGCAGCCCAGCGAAGUGUGGCCGCUGCCUCUGCGGCCGGUCGUACUUACAACCCCCAGGCAAAAGCGAAAAAAUCCAUAGCAGAUUUCAAAGCAACGAUUAAGCGCCUGCUGAAGAAUAGGGUGUUGGUGUGCAACAAUCUAAGCAGCGUUUGCUUCAUCUUUGGUCUAAUUGGCCAGUGGACCUUCAUGCCUAAAUACAUGGAGACGCAGUUCCAUCAGUCCGCCUCCACGGCCAGUCUCAUUAGCGGCUCCGUCGGACUUUUGUGCACCGCAGCAGGGCUGAUGGUGUCCGCGUUAAUUAUUUCCAAAUUCAAACCAAACGCCCGAAUCCUCGCCGGAUGGAAUGUGAUCGCCGAAUUUAUCGACUGUUUUGGCUUCCUUGCGAUAACUUUUAUUGGCUGUGAAACUUUUAAUUUGCAAGGAACGCCUAAACCUGAUGGAACGCUAAAUUUAGGGGUUGAUUGCAACGCAAACUGCUCGUGCCCUGAUUCCCUCAGGUACUCACCAGUUUGUCAUGUUCCUUCAAGGACCACAUUUUUCUCGCCGUGCCACGCGGGAUGUGUGGAUGCAAGCUGGGGCGAAGGAAAUUCAUCUUUAAAAAUUUUCACAAACUGCAGCUGUGUGGACGACGGAGGUCCCAUUGUAGACGGUCCGUGUUCUGUUGACUGCAGUCGCGCCUUCAUGUUUUUCAUCAUAAUUCAAUGCGUCCAGAGGUUCCUCGGCGCCACCGGAAAAGCAGGGAACACAUUAAUCCACUUCAGGUGCGUCGACCCUGAGGACAAACCCGUCGCCAUCGGCUUUUCCGAGUUUCUUCUCUGCGUUUGCGCGUUCAUCCCCGGUCCAAUAGUGUAUGGAUAUUUGAUAGAUAUGGCUUGUCUUGUGUGGGGCCAAACGUGCGGCAAACCAGGAAACUGUUGGCUCUAUGACGUGCAAAAGUUGCGAUAUUUGGUCAACCUUCCCAUAGUUGGUUGCUUAUUAUUGGGCACAUUGUGGGAUAUUGGCGUCUGGCAUUAUGUGAAAGGUCUUCAGCUUUAUGACGAGGAAGACGGAAAAAAGAAGAAAAGCAAACCACCUGAAGAGCGAAAGGUGUCCUACAAUGCAAUGGCUUUAAUGACAGGCAGUGAUCUGAACAUUUCUGGCGACUUCAGACGAAAAAGCUACAUUGGGUACACAGAACUUCAUCUUUCCGCGCGCGACCAGCCAUUCGCAAGCCAUGAUCCAGAGCACCUCAUAGUUUUUCCACAAACUAUCAUGGCCACCUCUAACCUCUCCAGGGUCUCCCGUGACCCUGAAUUAGAAGAAUCAGCACCGCAGGACAACUUGUUAACGGACCAACCAGUUUUUACUGCCUGCGAAGACGAUUUACUAAGAAAAGAGACAGAAUGUGGCAUUGGAUUUUUCCGGUUUCCCUGGUUACAAAAGUUAGCCAGCAAAAAGGUUUAUGUUUUGGUGUACGGCCUGAUUGGUUGCUCACAAUUCGCUCUGGCCUCCUAUUUCGUGGGCACCAUCAGUACAAUGGAAAAACGCUUCCAAAUACCCAGCAUCUACUCAGGUUUAAUUAAUUGUUCAUGGGAUAUUGGGGCAUUGUUUGCGAACCUUUCCGCCUCAUAUUUGGGCAGAUCUGGUCACAAACCGCGCUGGGUCGCUUCAGGCACCGUCCUCGUCGCAAUCUCCUGCUACAUCCGUCUCAUCCCGCACUGGCUCUACGGACCAGGAGAAAAUGCCCUUUUACUCACCAGAGAGUUUGGAACUGAGUUUCGAUCUUUCAAUGACUCUGGCACUUCAUCAGGGCCAAAGAUGACUCUUUGCGGAAACAAGCAUAUCGAAUUUGAAGAUUGCGAAAAUGCUAGUUCAGGCAGUAUAUCUGCCUUCAUAUUUCUCGCAUCAAAUAUUGUUCUUGGCAUCGGCAGUUCCGUUUACUUCACUCUCGGAAUAUCCUACUUGGAUGACAACGCCAAGAAAAACAAAGCGCCAGUUCUUCUCGCAAUAAGUCAAUGUUUGAGAAUGGUUGGACCUACCAUAGGCUAUAUGAUCUCAUCUUACGCAUUAGAGAUGUAUGUUGAUCCAACUUUGACGCCAGUCAUUACGCCGCAAGACCCUCGCUGGAUAGGAGCUUGGUGGUUUGGUUGGGCUCCGUUUGGAACGGUUUGUUUGUGCACUGCCUUGAUGGUGGCCAUGUUUCCUCGUAGCCUUCCAAGGGCCGCCCAGCGUAGUGUGGCCGCUGCAACUGCGGCCGGUCGUACAUACAAUCCCCAAGAAAAAGUCAAGAAAUCAAUAGCAGACUUCAAGGCGACAAUUAUGAGAAUGAUGAAGAACAGGGUGCUUUUGUGUAACAACGUGAGCAGCAUUUUAUUUUGCUUUGGCCUCAUUGGUCAGUGGACCUUCAUGCCUAAAUAUAUGGAGACGCAAUUCCAUCAGUCCGCCUCAACGGCUAAUCUCAUUACAGGCUCCGUCGGUCUUUUAUGCACUGGAGCCGGACUGAUGGUGUCCGCUUUGAUUAUUUCAAAAUUCAAACCAAACGCUCGAGCUGUCGCCGGUUGGAAUGUGAUCACCGAGUUUCUGGACUGCUUUGGUUUCCUUGCAGUCACUUUUAUUGGCUGCGAAACUUUCAAUUUGCAAGGAACGCCAGAACCAGACGGAACACUAAAUUUAGGGGUUGAUUGCAACGCAAACUGUUCAUGUCCUGAUUCACUCCGGUACACACCUGUGUGUCAUAUUCCUUCAAAGACCACAUUUUUUUCGCCGUGCCACGCGGGAUGUGUUGACGCCAGUUGGGGUGAAGGAAAUUCAUCGUUAAAAAUUUUCACAAAUUGCAGCUGCGUGGCGGACGGAGGUCCCAUUAUGGAUGGCCCCUGCCUAGUGGACUGCAGCAGCGCCUUUAUGAUUUUCAUUAUCAUUCAAUGCGUCCAGCGGUUCAUCGGCGCCACUGGGACAGCAGGAAACACUUUAAUCCACUUCAGAUGCGUCGACCCUGAAGAUAAGCCUGUCGCUAUCGGCCUAACUGAGUUUCUUCUCUGCGCGUUUGCUUUCAUCCCUGGACCAAUAUUGUUUGGAUAUUUGAUUGACAUGACUUGUCUUGUGUGGGGCCAAACUUGCGGCAAACCAGGGAACUGUUGGCUCUAUGACGUGCAAAAGUUGCGAUAUAUGGUCAACCUUCCAAUAGUUGUCUGUUUACUCUUGGGCACGUUUUGGGAUAUCGGCGUAUGGUAUUAUGCAAAGGGUCUUCAGCUUUACGACGAAAAGGAUGAAAAUAAGAAAAAGAGCAAACCACGAUGGUUUGCUCUUACAUAGGUCUUCAACCACUCUGAACCACCCGAGGAGCGAAUGGUUUCAACUUUCAAAUAAUGCAUUGACAUUGAUGGCCGGCAGAGACCCAAAUGUUAAUGGUGACUUAUGAAAAGCUACAACUGAUGACAUAUAGAAGACAUGACUGUAGAAAUAAAAUUUAUAUUUGUUCAAUUAGUGUUUAGUGGUAUAAUUUAAAGUCGUAUAUGAAAAAGAGUGAUAAAAAAUAUUUAUAGUUUACCAUUGUAUUUAUAAUUAAAUAUAUAAUUUAAGUAACUGCAUUCAUUAUUAUUUUUAUCAUUAAAAAGUGUUAGAUAAAAUAAAUAAAAAUAUAAAAAUUUAUGUAAAUUUAAGAAAAAUAAUUUCUA